UUGUGGGGUCAUUCCGUUUGCUUUUGUGUUAGAUUCGUGCCUGUUGUACUUUUCACCGUUUUAUGCUCUGUUUCAGUGAACAACAACGCUGCUUCUUCACUCUGCCCAGAGACACGCACACUGCUCUGUACUCUGUACUGCACUAAUCAGCUAUAACUCUCUCAAAUCUCUGCUUCUUCUAGAAUCUUCCACGGUACUUUCUCAACACUCUCACUCUCAGUCAACGCAACCUCUUCACCGGAUUGGCAACAGAGAGAGCAUGUGAAUAGGGAAAUUUGCAAGGUGGAAGACUGAAAGCAUUUAGUGGAGGAGGUUGGAUUUAGGGUCAUUUAUGAUAGGUGGGAUGGGUGAUGAACCUCAUGCAGGUUCUUUCGGGCUGGAGGAAAUUUAUGGGGGGGUUCCGACCCCCAUGAGAAGGAAAAGGAAAUACAGGACAAAGAAAAAGGAAUAUCAAGGAUGGGGAUCGACUUCCCUUAUUUGGUUUCUCGAAUCCAUUGGUAGAGAUACCAGCACCGAGAUAACUCAAAGUGAGGUUGCAAAUAUUGUAAUGGAGUAUGUUAAGCAGCACAACCUCUUUCAUAAGACAAAAAAGAAGAGAAUUGAGUGUGAUGAGAAGCUGCAUUUGCUGUUUGGGAGGAAGACCAUUAGCCGGCUGAAAAUCAAUGACUUGCUUGAGUCACACUUUGCGGAGAACUGUGAGGAGUCCUCUGAUGGUAUUUUCUUUGACUCAGAAGAUGAUGAGAGUGCCUUGACAGCUUGUGAAACCCCGAGAACAGCACCUUCGGAGAGGAAGAGUCAACCAAAGAAACCAGCUUUUGAAAAAACAAGGAGCUGUUUUGCUGGCAUUGUUCCUGCCAACAUCAAGCUUGUUUAUUUGAAGAGGAGUCUAGUUGAGGACCUUUUAAAGGACCCUGAAACUUUUGAGACUAAAGUAGUUGGAAGCUUCAUAAGAAUCAGAUGUGACCCAAAUGAUUACCUUCAGAAAAACUCACACCAGCUUUUGCAAGUCACAGGUAUGAAGAAGAGUUCUGAAGUAAAGGGGGAAAUUCACCUUCAAGCUUCUGGUUUCAUUAAAGACAUCAGGAUUCAAAUGCUUUCAGAUGAUAAUUUCUCUGUGGAGGAGUGUGAGGAUUUGCACCAAAGAGUAAAAGAUUGCUUGGUCAAGAGACCUAUGAUUGUGGAUAUGGAGCAGACAGCUAGAGUAUUGCAUGAGGAUAUGACUAGGCAUUGGCUUGCAAGAGAACUUAUUCUGCUACAAAAUCUUAUUGAUCAAGCUAAUGAAAAGGGUUGGCGCAGAGAACUGGACGAGUACCUACGAAGAAGGGAGAAGCUUCAGAGUCCUGACGAGCAGGAACGGUUAUUGCGUGAAUUUCCUCAAGUUAUUGCAGAUGAGCAAAAAUCAGAAUCUACAACACCAGAUGUUCUAGAUAAAAACGUAGAAAACAAUUUACAGGAGUUCUGGCAGGCUACCUAUACAAAAUCAUCUUCAGUGACUGAGGUCCCAAAUGCUGUUGCAAAUACAAAAUUGGAUAUUGCUGAUCUUGUAAAACAACAGAGAAAUUCACCAAAGUCAAUGUCCAUUCCCCGCAGAGCACCAGAAGUUCCUCUUUUGGAUAUGACAAAUAAUAGCACUAUGUUGAAUUGCAUUUCUCCAGACACCACAGAGCACCAAUCCCGUGGCUUAUCUGUCCAACUGCCACCAUUUCAACAAACAAACUUUGCAUAUAAGAAUGACAUGUCUAAGCCAGCCAAUUCACAUGAAGCGAAAAUCUCUCAAGCACUGCCUGACAAACAGAUGUGGUCAUCUCAGAUUCGAGUUAUAAGGCUAAGUGAUGGCUUACCUGUCCAACAGCCACCAGAGCAACAAACAGACUUUGCAUAUAACAAUGGAACAUCUAAGCCAGUCGAAUCACAGGAAGGGAAGAUCUCUCAAGCACUGCCCAACAAACAGAUACGGCCAUCUCAGCUUGAGGUUAUAGAGCUAUGUGAUGACUUAUCUGUCCAACAGCCUCCAGAGCAACAAACAAACUUCACAUAUAAGAAUGGCAUGUCUAAGCCAGCCGAAUCACAGGAAGUGAAGAUCUCUCAAGCACUGCCCAACAAACAGAUACUGCAAUCACAGCUCGAUGUUAUAGAGCUAAGUGAUGGCUUACCUGUUCAGCAGCUGCCAGAGCAACAAAUAAAUUUUGCAUAUAAGAAUGACAUGUCUAAGCCAGCUGAAUUGCAUGAAGUGAAGAUCUCUCAAGCACAGUCCAACAAACAAAUACAGCCAUCUCAGAUUCAAGUUAUAGAGCUAAGUGAUGACGAUGAUGAAGAAAAUGAAAAACCAAGUACUGCAAAACUGGUUCCUUCUGUGCAAUCGGAUACCUUGAUGUGGCAUUACAGAGAUCCCAUGGGAAAUGUACAAGGACCAUUUUCCUUAAUUUCUCUGAAACGUUGGAGUGAUGCUGGCUACUUUCCCCGACAUUUCAAGGUCUGGAAGUCAGGGAGACAAGUUAGUGAUGAUGCGGAAAAAGUCCCUCAGCGUCGAAGGCCGACAAUAUCUGCACGUAGACAACGGGUCGCUACAACUGUUGUUGAGGAUGUUAACCUUGUUGAUCAUGGUGCUGAUGAGGUUCGUGAGGAGCCUCAGGUGCCAACUACUGAUGAUGGAGGUGCAGAUACGAAGGGUUUUCCAGGCGGACCCCAAGAUACAUCAGUGUUGCUGAAUUAUGUUUAUCAUGUGGCAGCCUCAGUUUGGACAGGAGAGGAAUGUCCUAAGUUGAAGUUGGUAUCUCAUGGGAGGAAGGUAGAGAAAUUUGGAAAGCCUGUACCUGAGAUUGAAGGCAUAGUAGCUGCUACGGGAUUAAGUUCUCUGAUUACUUGUUCGUUUGACACUGGUGACAGAGGACUUUUAUCUGCUUUUGUCGAGAGGUGGCACAAGGAAACAAGUAGUUUCCAUUUACCGAUAGGAGAGGUGACUAUAACCCUCGAUGAUGUGGCAUCCUUGUUACAUCUUCCAAUUGUAGGUGCCUUCCAUACCUUCGAUCCUCUUGAUGUAGACCAAGCUGUAGAGUUGUUAGUUGAGUUGUUUGAAGUGAGUACAAAAGAAGCAAAAGAUAAGACUAACCAAUGCAGAGGGGCGUAUGUUCGCCUAGCUUGGCUACGAGACAUUUAUCGUAGCAAAUGUGACGCAAGACAAUGGACUUUAGCUGCUCGAGCUUAUUUAUUGCAUCUAGUAGGUUGCACACUCUUUGCUAACAAGAGUGCCACACACAUCAAUGUGGUAUUCUUAGACGCAUUUCGUGACCUCAGCCAAUCCAGAAGUUAUUCAUGGGGAGCAGCUGCACUAGUCCAUAUGUACGAGAAUUUGAAUGAUGCGUCAAAACAUACGACAAAAUAUCUUGCAGGUUAUAUCACUCUAUUACAGGUUUAUAAUUUUGUGCAGUGUUGGAUUUACGAGCAUUUUCCUACAAUCGCUUCCACUGUUGUUGAUGACGAUUAUCAUGAAAGGAAACCACGUGCUUGUCGAUGGAAGUCUGGGAAGACAUUACCAGUGUUGACGUAUCGUAAGCACUUGGAUAGAUUGACGUCAGAUGUUGUUUGUUGGAUUCCUUAUGGUGAACACCGUUCAUCUAGAGAAUUUGAGCUCGUCUCAUUAUUUUCCGGACAUAUUAGAUGGGGUUCAUCUAUUGUCGUACACCAAUCAGAGAGGGUAGUGCGACAGUUCGGUUAUGUGCAGACCAUUUCUCCAUACCCAGCUACUCCAUCCUUAUCUAUAGAGGAGAUUGAUGAUAGAUGGCUUCAUUUUUCAGAAUACCUUGCACCGGUUGGACAAAUUUGUAGUGCUCUUGGACAGUGUGCAACAGACUACAUGGAGUGGUUCUAUAGGAUAUCUCACCCUUUCAUGAUUCCAACAUAGCCCGAGGAGCCUCCUAGACAUCCACCUGUGAUGCAUGAUGAUACAUUUUUUGUACCAAAUCCUCCUCAGCAAGUCAUGGAUGCUAUGCUAGAACCACCUGCACCUACAACUACUAAUGUAGAUAUGCCUCGACAUGCAGUGGAUGCUUGCCAACAGAUAGCAAAAAAUUUGGAACACAUGAUCAACAUGAAGAUGGUUACUGUUGGAACUGAAGCAUGUACUCUGAUUGAGCACUGCCUGAGAUUGGCUAGGGGUGUCACUGAGCAACAUAAUGUUUAUAUUCAGUCGAGACGAAUGAGGGAUACACAGGACACAUGAAGAUAGUUGGGAUUGAUUAAGUAGUAUAAGAUAUAUGUAUGCAAUAUGACUUACCAAUGUUUAAUAUUUGUCAUUAUUUGCCAAGCUUCGUAUGUUAUCACUGGUUUUAAUUUGC
This is a messenger RNA of Glycine soja, 4334 nucleotides long. RefSeq lists its product as uncharacterized. The record is from RefSeq and is a predicted model, not a curated record. Gene Ontology annotation, molecular function: DNA binding; protein binding. NCBI's taxonomy places the organism in Eukaryota, Viridiplantae, Streptophyta, Magnoliopsida, Fabales, Fabaceae. Bases 332 to 3901 code for a protein of 1189 amino acids. The transcript is spliced from 11 exons.